AUGAAGUGUUUGGUGCUUGCAGUGUUACUGGUGGCAGCUGUGGGAUCGCCUCUUCCGCAUGACUGUAAACAUGAAGUCUUUACAUACGGUGGAGCGGAACCCACUGGGCCACUACAAAGAGGACAUCAUGUUUCCUCACCUGUCAUUCAUAGAGUUGAAGCUUAUCCAGUGAACCAAUACCAGGCAACAUAUCCAAUAGGUACUCACCCUGCACAUAUCACUUAUAAUGUAGCAUAUGGUUCUUCUGUUUCUCAUGCACUGCCUCAGCCUGUCCAGCCUACCCCAGAAGUGCAGAGAGCUACUGCUGCUUUCAUGGCAGCAUGGAAUGAAGCAGCUGCAAGAGCAACUCAAAUUCAAACAACUCUGGUAAAAUCUGCGCCCUCUGGCACCUAUACAAUUCAAAUUCCGAAGCAGGUAGAAGCAACUGAAGAAGUAAAGAGGGCAACCGCUCAAUUUAUGGCAGCUUGGAACAAGGCUGCUCGACGUGCAACUGUUGUCCAACAAGCAGUUUACUCUUUGCCACAGCCUGUACAACAAACUGAAGAUGUCAAGAAAACAACUGCUGAAUUUAUGGCUUCCUGGGAAGCUGCUGCUCAACAAGCUUCAGCUAUUAGACAUGCAGUUGCUGCCACUGCUUCCUCCGGUGUCCCACAACAGGUAGAGGCUACAGACGAAGUCAAGAGAGCCACUGAACAAUUCAUGGAAGCUUGGAGAAAUGCCGCUGCACGAGUGCCUACCAUUCAGACCAACCUCUACCAGAUUACUGGAACUACUCCAUAUUCUGCUGUUCCAACAAUUGUUGAUGGAGUUCCUCAGUUCACUCCUGAAGUUGCACAUGCCACAGCAGAAUUCAUGAAGGUAUGGAAUGCUGCCGCUGCAGCUGCUGCAGCAGCCCCUGAUGUAAACAUCAUAAUGGGAGACAGUUCAUGGCGUCCAACACUCAAGGCCGCCCAACACACAGUAACUUAUUCAAAACCUUCAUAUCGCCAUGCACCAGCCUCUGUAUUCUACGAUGCAGCUUCUCCAUCUGCACUGCCUCAGCCUGUCCAGCCUACCCCAGAAGUGCAGAGAGCUACUGCUGCUUUCAUGGCAGCAUGGAAUGAAGCAGCUGCAAGAGCAACUCAAAUUCAAACAACUCUGGUAAAAUCUGCGCCUUCUGGGACCUAUACAAUUGAAAUUCCGAAGCAGGUAGAAGCAACUGAAGAGGUAAAGCGGGCAACCGCUCAAUUUAUGGCAGCUUGGAACAAAGCCGCACGACGUGCAACUGUUGUCAAACAAGCAGUUUACUCUUUGCCACAGCCAGUACAACAAGCUGAAGAUGUCAAGAAAACAACUACUGAAUUUAUCGCUUCCUGGGAAGCUGCUGCUCAACAAGCUUCUGCUAUUAGACAUGCAGUUGCUGCCACUGCUUCCUCCAGUGUCCCACAACAGGUAGAGGCUACUGACGAAGUCAAGAGAGCCACUGAACAAUUCAUGGAAGCUUGGAGAAAUGCCGCUGCACGAGUGCCUACCAUUCAGACCAACCUCUACCAGAUUACUGGAACUACUCCAUAUUCUGCUGUUCCAACAAUUGUUGAUGGAGUUCCUCAGUUCACUCCUGAAGUUGCACAUGCCACAGCAGAAUUCAUGAAGGUGUGGAAUGCUGCCGCUGCAGCUGCUGCAGCAGCCCCUGAUGUAAACAUCAUUAUGGGAGCCAGUUCACUGCGUCCAUCUCUCAAGGCAUCUCACCAUGCUGCAACUUAUUCACAAUCUUCCCAUUACCAUGCACCAGCCUCUGUAUCCUACGAUGUAGCUUCUCCAUCUGCACUGCCUCAGCCUGUCCAACCUACCCCAGAAGUGCAGAGAGCUACUGCUGUUUUCAUGGCAGCAUGGAAUGAAGCAGCUGCAAGAGCAACUCAAAUUCAAACAAGUCUGGUAAAAUCUGCGCCCUCUGGCACCUAUUCAAUUGAAAUUCCAAAGCAGGUUGAAGCAACUGAAGAAGUAAAGCGGGCAACCGAUCAAUUUAUGGCAGCUUGGAACAAAGCCGCUCAACGUGCAACUGUUGUCAAACAAGCAGUUUACUCUUUGCCACAGCCAGUACAACAAGCUGAAGAUGUCAAGAAAACAACUACUGAAUUUAUCGCUUCCUGGGAAGCUGCUGCUCAACAAGCUUCUGCUAUUAGACAUGCAGUUGCUGCCACUGCUUCCUCCAGUGUCCCACAACAGGUAGAGGCUACUGACGAAGUCAAGAGAGCCACUGAACAAUUCAUGGAAGCUUGGAGAAAUGCCGCUGCACGAGUGCCUACCAUUCAGACCAACCUCUACCAGAUUACUGGAACUACUCCAUAUUCUGCUGUUCCAACAAUUGUUGAUGGAGUUCCUCAGUUCACUCCUGAAGUUGCACAUGCCACAGCAGAAUUCAUGAAGGUGUGGAAUGCUGCCGCUGCAGCUGCUGCAGCAGCCCCUGAUGUAAACAUCAUUAUGGGAGCCAGUUCACUGCGUCCAUCUCUCAAGGCAUCUCACCAUGCUGCAACUUAUUCACAAUCUUCCCAUUACCAUGCACCAGCCUCUGUAUCCUACGAUGUAGCUUCUCCAUCUGCACUGCCUCAGCCUGUCCAACCUACCCCAGAAGUGCAGAGAGCUACUGCUGUUUUCAUGGCAGCAUGGAAUGAAGCAGCUGCAAGAGCAACUCAAAUUCAAACAAGUCUGGUAAAAUCUGCGCCCUCUGGCACCUAUUCAAUUGAAAUUCCAAAGCAGGUUGAAGCAACUGAAGAAGUAAAGCGGGCAACCGAUCAAUUUAUGGCAGCUUGGAACAAAGCCGCUCAACGUGCAACUGUCGUCAAACAAGCAGUUUACUCUUUGCCACAGCCAGUACAACAAGCUGAAGAUGUCAAGAAAACAACUACUGAAUUUAUCGCUUCCUGGGAAGCUGCUGCUCAACAAGCUUCUGCUAUUAGACAUGCAGUUGCUGCCACUGCUUCCUCCAGUGUCCCACAACAGGUAGAGGCUACUGACGAAGUCAAGAGAGCCACUGAACAAUUCAUGGAAGCUUGGAGAAAUGCCGCUGCACGAGUGCCUACCAUUCAGACCAACCUCUACCAGAUUACUGGAACUACUCCAUAUUCUGCUGUUCCAACAAUUGUUGAUGGAGUUCCUCAGUUCACUCCUGAAGUUGCACAUGCCACAGCAGAAUUCAUGAAGGUGUGGAAUGCUGCCGCUGCAGCUGCUGCAGCAGCCCCUGAUGUAAACAUCAUUAUGGGAGCCAGUUCACUGCGUCCAUCUCUCAAGGCAUCUCACCAUGCUGCAACUUAUUCACAAUCUUCCCAUUACCAUGCACCAGCCUCUGUAUCCUACGAUGUAGCUUCUCCAUCUGCACUGCCUCAGCCUGUCCAACCUACCCCAGAAGUGCAGAGAGCUACUGCUGUUUUCAUGGCAGCAUGGAAUGAAGCAGCUGCAAGAGCAACUCAAAUUCAAACAAGUCUGGUAAAAUCUGCGCCCUCUGGCACCUAUUCAAUUGAAAUUCCAAAGCAGGUUGAAGCAACUGAAGAAGUAAAGCGGGCAACCGAUCAAUUUAUGGCAGCUUGGAACAAAGCCGCUCAACGUGCAACUGUUGUCAAACAAGCAGUUUACUCUUUGCCACAGCCAGUACAACAAGCUGAAGAUGUCAAGAAAACAACUACUGAAUUUAUCGCUUCCUGGGAAGCUGCUGCUCAACAAGCUUCUGCUAUUAGACAUGCAGUUGCUGCCACUUCUUCCUCCAGUGUCCCACAACAGGUAGAGGCUACUGACGAAGUCAAGAGAGCCACUGAACAAUUCAUGGAAGCUUGGAGAAAUGCCGCUGCACGAGUGCCUACCAUUCAGACCAACCUCUACCAGAUUACUGGAACUACUCCAUAUUCUGCUGUUCCAACAAUUGUUGAUGGAGUUCCUCAGUUCACUCCUGAAGUUGCACAUGCCACAGCAGAAUUCAUGAAGGUGUGGAAUGCUGCCGCUGCAGCUGCUGCAGCAGCCCCUGAUGUAAACAUCAUUAUGGGAGCCAGUUCACUGCGUCCAUCUCUCAAGGCAUCUCACCAUGCUGCAACUUAUUCACAAUCUUCCCAUUACCAUGCACCAGCCUCUGUAUCCUACGAUGUAGCUUCUCCAUCUGCACUGCCUCAGCCUGUCCAACCUACCCCAGAAGUGCAGAGAGCUACUGCUGUUUUCAUGGCAGCAUGGAAUGAAGCAGCUGCAAGAGCAACUCAAAUUCAAACAAGUCUGGUAAAAUCUGCGCCCUCUGGCACCUAUUCAAUUGAAAUUCCAAAGCAGGUUGAAGCAACUGAAGAAGUAAAGCGGGCAACCGAUCAAUUUAUGGCAGCUUGGAACAAAGCCGCUCAACGUGCAACUGUUGUCAAACAAGCAGUUUACUCUUUGCCACAGCCAGUACAACAAGCUGAAGAUGUCAAGAAAACAACUACUGAAUUUAUCGCUUCCUGGGAAGCUGCUGCUCAACAAGCUUCUGCUAUUAGACAUGCAGUUGCUGCCACUUCUUCCUCCAGUGUCCCACAACAGGUAGAGGCUACUGACGAAGUCAAGAGAGCCACUGAACAAUUCAUGGAAGCUUGGAGAAAUGCCGCUGCACGAGUGCCUACCAUUCAGACCAACCUCUACCAGAUUACUGGAACUACUCCAUAUUCUGCUGUUCCAACAAUUGUUGAUGGAGUUCCUCAGUUCACUCCUGAAGUUGCACAUGCCACAGCAGAAUUCAUGAAGGUGUGGAAUGCUGCCGCUGCAGCUGCUGCAGCAGCCCCUGAUGUAAACAUCAUUAUGGGAGCCAGUUCACUGCGUCCAUCUCUCAAGGCAUCUCACCAUGCUGCAACUUAUUCACAAUCUUCCCAUUACCAUGCACCAGCCUCUGUAUCCUACGAUGUAGCUUCUCCAUCUGCACUGCCUCAGCCUGUCCAACCUACCCCAGAAGUGCAGAGAGCUACUGCUGUUUUCAUGGCAGCAUGGAAUGAAGCAGCUGCAAGAGCAACUCAAAUUCAAACAAGUCUGGUAAAAUCUGCGCCCUCUGGCACCUAUUCAAUUGAAAUUCCAAAGCAGGUUGAAGCAACUGAAGAAGUAAAGCGGGCAACCGAUCAAUUUAUGGCAGCUUGGAACAAAGCCGCUCAACGUGCAACUGUCGUCAAACAAGCAGUUUACUCUUUGCCACAGCCAGUACAACAAGCUGAAGAUGUCAAGAAAACAACUACUGAAUUUAUCGCUUCCUGGGAAGCUGCUGCUCAACAAGCUUCUGCUAUUAGACAUGCAGUUGCUGCCACUGCUUCCUCCAGUGUCCCACAACAGGUAGAGGCUACUGACGAAGUCAAGAGAGCCACUGAACAAUUCAUGGAAGCUUGGAGAAAUGCCGCUGCACGAGUGCCUACCAUUCAGACCAACCUCUACCAGAUUACUGGAACUACUCCAUAUUCUGCUGUUCCAACAAUUGUUGAUGGAGUUCCUCAGUUCACUCCUGAAGUUGCACAUGCCACAGCAGAAUUCAUGAAGGUGUGGAAUGCUGCCGCUGCAGCUGCUGCAGCAGCCCCUGAUGUAAACAUCAUUAUGGGAGCCAGUUCACUGCGUCCAUCUCUCAAGGCAUCUCACCAUGCUGCAACUUAUUCACAAUCUUCCCAUUACCAUGCACCAGCCUCUGUAUCCUACGAUGUAGCUUCUCCAUCUGCACUGCCUCAGCCUGUCCAACCUACCCCAGAAGUGCAGAGAGCUACUGCUGUUUUCAUGGCAGCAUGGAAUGAAGCAGCUGCAAGAGCAACUCAAAUUCAAACAAGUCUGGUAAAAUCUGCGCCCUCUGGCACCUAUUCAAUUGAAAUUCCAAAGCAGGUUGAAGCAACUGAAGAAGUAAAGCGGGCAACCGAUCAAUUUAUGGCAGCUUGGAACAAAGCCGCUCAACGUGCAACUGUUGUCAAACAAGCAGUUUACUCUUUGCCACAGCCAGUACAACAAGCUGAAGAUGUCAAGAAAACAACUACUGAAUUUAUCGCUUCCUGGGAAGCUGCUGCUCAACAAGCUUCUGCUAUUAGACAUGCAGUUGCUGCCACUGCUUCCUCCAGUGUCCCACAACAGGUAGAGGCUACUGACGAAGUCAAGAGAGCCACUGAACAAUUCAUGGAAGCUUGGAGAAAUGCCGCUGCACGAGUGCCUACCAUUCAGACCAACCUCUACCAGAUUACUGGAACUACUCCAUAUUCUGCUGUUCCAACAAUUGUUGAUGGAGUUCCUCAGUUCACUCCUGAAGUUGCACAUGCCACAGCAGAAUUCAUGAAGGUGUGGAAUGCUGCCGCUGCAGCUGCUGCAGCAGCCCCUGAUGUAAACAUCAUUAUGGGAGCCAGUUCACUGCGUCCAUCUCUCAAGGCAUCUCACCAUGCUGCAACUUAUUCACAAUCUUCCCAUUACCAUGCACCAGCCUCUGUAUCCUACGAUGUAGCUUCUCCAUCUGCACUGCCUCAGCCUGUCCAACCUACCCCAGAAGUGCAGAGAGCUACUGCUGUUUUCAUGGCAGCAUGGAAUGAAGCAGCUGCAAGAGCAACUCAAAUUCAAACAAGUCUGGUAAAAUCUGCGCCCUCUGGCACCUAUUCAAUUGAAAUUCCAAAGCAGGUUGAAGCAACUGAAGAAGUAAAGCGGGCAACCGAUCAAUUUAUGGCAGCUUGGAACAAAGCCGCUCAACGUGCAACUGUUGUCAAACAAGCAGUUUACUCUUUGCCACAGCCAGUACAACAAGCUGAAGAUGUCAAGAAAACAACUACUGAAUUUAUCGCUUCCUGGGAAGCUGCUGCUCAACAAGCUUCUGCUAUUAGACAUGCAGUUGCUGCCACUGCUUCCUCCAGUGUCCCACAACAGGUAGAGGCUACUGACGAAGUCAAGAGAGCCACUGAACAAUUCAUGGAAGCUUGGAGAAAUGCCGCUGCACGAGUGCCUACCAUUCAGACCAACCUCUACCAGAUUACUGGAACUACUCCAUAUUCUGCUGUUCCAACAAUUGUUGAUGGAGUUCCUCAGUUCACUCCUGAAGUUGCACAUGCCACAGCAGAAUUCAUGAAGGUGUGGAAUGCUGCCGCUGCAGCUGCUGCAGCAGCCCCUGAUGUAAACAUUAUUAUGGGAACCAGUUCACAGCAUUCAUAUCUCUAGGCCAUAAAUGCUGCCCACCAUGCUGCAACUUCUUCACCGUGUUAAUAUCACCAUGCACCAGUUAUUGUGUCUUAUGGUGAAGCUUCACCUUCGCUGCGUCAGUCUUUAUAGACAACCUCAGUAGUGUUGAGCUAUUACUGUGUUCAUGGCUGGGUGAAAUGCAGCCGCCUAAGAAGCAACUAAGUUAUAAUUUACAUGCCAUUUUGGUGAAAUUUGGUGACGCUAUGACACCUUCAAGUCAAGUAGAAGAAACAGAUGCCGUAAGGCAGACUAGUGCAGUGUUCUUGGCAGCAUGGAAUGCAACUGCUCGAUAUGCAACAUUUGUGGUACAAGCCGUCUCUUAUCUUCCCAAAACAAGUAGAUCAAACUGAUGAUAUGUAUGAAGCUACUGCGAAAUUCAUAUAGCUGCCCAACAAGUACCACCUAAUAGACUAUCAACAUCUACCACAUACUCUUUUCCUAAGCAGGUGAAGCCUUAUUUGGAAGUUGAAAAGCAAGAAACGGUCAUGUUGAAUGAAGCGGUGCCAUUAGUUCCACAAAUACAGACGGCUUUUAACAUCCUCUCUAGAUCCACGGCUCACGAUCUGUUUCAAACGCCCUGUGUCCGAUUCGCCUGAAGAAAAGUUAACCUAUUAAACUUUCAUGGCAAAGUUCCGAGCAGCUGAGGUAACCGCAAUUCGGACCACUAGAGUUCAUAUUGUUAUUUUACUUCACUCAGUGUAAGCAGUUGUUUAAAUUCAACAUAUUGCUUACAGAGGCGGAGCUUACAUAAUGCAUAUUCCAUCAGUGACUGUAUCUUUCCUCCUUUCUCUGAUCUACCCUCUAACCUCCAGGGCUGCAUUCAUGAAGAUUUUGUGUUUGUGUCAGCCCGUCACCACCCAUAGUGAUAUUACAACCCGUUAAGUAUCACCACCCAUAGUGACAUUACAACCCGUUGAGUAUCACCACCCAUAGUGAUAUUACAACCCGUUGAGUAUCACCACCCAUAGUGAUAUUACAACCCGUUGAGUAUCACCACCCAUAGUGAUAUUACAACCCGUUGAGUAUCACCACCCAUAGUGAUAUUACCACUUAUAAUAGUGUAUUCUACUAUGUAUCCUUUUAUUAUUAAGUCUUUAUGUAAAUAGUAUUCACAAGAUUGGAAAUAUUAAAGUUUGUCAAUAA
Messenger RNA from Procambarus clarkii (red swamp crayfish), 8301 nucleotides. NCBI's taxonomy places the organism in Eukaryota, Metazoa, Arthropoda, Malacostraca, Decapoda, Cambaridae. The record is from RefSeq and is a predicted model, not a curated record.